Molecule: messenger RNA, 1399 nt
Organism: Triplophysa dalaica
Lineage: Eukaryota; Metazoa; Chordata; Actinopteri; Cypriniformes; Nemacheilidae
Gene: isy1
Product: ISY1 splicing factor homolog
Exons: 11
Coding region: 101-955 (284 amino acids)
Biological process (GO): generation of catalytic spliceosome for second transesterification step; mRNA 3'-splice site recognition
Cellular component (GO): post-mRNA release spliceosomal complex; Prp19 complex; catalytic step 2 spliceosome
Source: RefSeq, a predicted model, not a curated record
AAACGUGAUGCGCCGGAAGUUGCAGCAGUCUACGUCAUAUUUACGCGACGACCGCUCUUACCGUUGUGCUCACGCAGGAUUCAACUGUUGAACUACAGAAAUGGCUCGAAAUGCAGAAAAGGCCAUGACGGCCUUGGCCAGGUUUCGGCAAGCCCAGCUUGAAGAAGGAAAGUUUAGGGAAAGAAGACCAUUUCUUGCUUCAGAGUGCAAUGAGUUACCCAAAGCAGAGAAGUGGAGACGACAGAUCAUCAGUGAGAUUUCAAAGAAGGUUGCCCAGAUUCAAAAUGCCGGUUUGGGUGAAUUUAAGAUCCGUGAUAUGAAUGAUGAAAUCAACAAGCUUCUUCGAGAGAAAGGUCACUGGGAGGUCAGAAUUAAAGAGCUGGGAGGACCUGACUAUAGAAGAUUCGGACCCAGGAUGUUGGACCACGAGGGUAAAGAGGUCCCAGGAAACAGAGGAUAUAAGUAUUUUGGUGCAGCAAAAGAUCUACCAGGAGUCAGAGAGCUGUUUGAAACGGAGCCCAUCCAGCUGCCCAGAAAAACACGAGGCGAUCUGAUGAAGGACGUUGAUGCUGAGUAUUAUGGUUAUAGAGACGAGGAUGAUGGCAUUUUAGUACCUUUAGAACAGGAAUAUGAGAAACAAGUUAUAGCAGAGGCUGUUGAGAAAUGGAAAGCAGAUAAAGAGGCUCGAUUGGCUGGUGGAGUCGUGAAAGACACUGAAGAAGAGGAGGAAUAUAUUUACGCUGUCAAAGACGAUGAGCAGUCGGACGAUGAAAGCCGAGAGCAGAUGGAGGGAGAAAACGGUGCACAAACAUUUAUUGCACAUGUUCCCGUUCCAUCACAAAAAGAGAUUGAAGACGCUUUGGUGAGACGGAAGAAAAUGGAGCUCCUGCAGAAAUACGCCAGUGAGAGUUUGAUGGCACAAAGUGAAGAGGCCAAAACGUUACUUGGUUUAUAGUGUGCUGAACAGCUUGGGUUCCCAAAUCAUUGUGUGUACAAUCUUGAGGGUUGUAUUGAUAUCAUAUGAAGCCAGAAUGAUGUCAUUUCGGAGCAGAAGAUAUAACAUGAUCUGAUCAAAUGUGGCUGUAUUUGAAGUUUGAGUAUUGGAUGUGUUAAAGAUGCUGUUUGGGUUAUAGAUUGGAGUUCAGAUACAAAACAGGUGAAAAUAUCUGCAGUGCUUUGUUUGAUAAGGUCACGUUGAUGCAUAUUACUUGUACAGUUAACAUGAGAUCAGCUGAAUUUAAAGUCAAUCUUCACAGAAUAAUAAAGUAAUCUAGUUGUUGUUACGGGCCAAAAGAUGUUGCCGAUUUUGGGUGUAAUAACACCUUUACUGUAUGCUGUAAAUAUUGUGUACGCUAUGUUGACCUCGCCUUUUUUGACAAGUAAACUCAUUUUUACAAUA